UCUAAAAAAAAGUUUAUCAAAUAGAAUGUUAUUAAAGUGACACUGACUCCAAAGAAACUGCAACUUCCCUUAAUUGGUUUUGCACUCACACCGACUUCACAGCCUUCAAACUAUUGCAGAAGUAGGCCUAUAGGACAAUAAAAGUAUCGUGUAGUUCUGAAAAGCGACAACAUAUAUAGCGUCCCGUUCAUCUAUGCUGCGGCGGGAAUUCACCUGGCCUGACGUCACUGCUUGGCUCGUCCCACGACUUGAGCCAUACUGCACUCGACUCUGCUCGACUGUAUUGCCAGAGGGGGAGAGAGGGGGAGAGAGAGAGAGAGAGAGAGAGAGAGAGAGAGAGAGAGAGAGAGAGAGAGAGAGAGAGAGAGAGAGAGAGAGAGAGAGAGAGAGAGAGAGAGAGAGAGAGAGAGAGAGAGAGAGAGAGAGAGAGAGAGAGAGAGAGAGAGAGAGAGAGAGAGAGAGAGAGAGAGAGAGAGAGAGAGAGAGAGAGAGAGAGAGAGCCACACACACACACACACACACACACACCGAUACUACGGUGAAGAUAAAGACACCCCGAAGCCGUCCGCUGUAAACAGCGUCAGUGCCACUUAUUCCUGGUUUCUCCACGGGAAGCUCGCGCCAUGGCUCCAUUCCUGCGAAUAGCUGUCAACACGUUUGACCUAGGGGCGCUGCCCCCACUGGACGGCACGCCCAUCUGUGGCAUCAAGAUGAAGGAGUCUGUCAGCACAGAGCGAGGAAAGACCCUGGUCCAGAGGAAACCCACCAUGUACCCGGCCUGGAAGACCUCGUUCGACGCUCACAUCCACGAGGGCCGAGUCCUCCAUGUUCUCCUCAUGAGGUCGGCGGAGGAGCCCCUGUCCGAGGCCACGGUGAGCCUGUCCGUCCUGGCCGAGCGCUGCAAGAAGGGCAAGAACAACUGCUGCACCGACUUCUGGAUGGACCUGCAGCCCUCUGGCAAGAUCCUGAUGUCGGUGCAGUUUUUCCUGGAAGACACGGACACGGUUUCAUGUAAGUCGUCGGUGAGGGUCAUCGCGGAGGACGGGCUGACCACCCUGACCCGGCGCCGGGGGGCCGUCAAGCAGCCCAAGGUCCACCUCAUCAAGAACCACGAGUUCAGCGCCAUCUUCUUCGGCCAGCCCACCUUCUGCUCCGUCUGCAAGGAGUUCAUCUGGGGUCUCAAUAAGCAGGGGUACAAGUGUAGACAGUGCAAUGCAGCGAUACACAAGAGAUGCAUUGAGAAGAUCAUCGGCAGGUGUACUGGAACCGCCGCCAACAGCCGGGAUACAAUGUUCCAGAAGGAGCGCUUUAAGAUUGACAUGCCCCAUCGCCUGAAGCACCACAACUACAGGGGCCCUACCUUCUGCGACCAUUGCGGCAGCCUACUCUGGGGCCUCUACAAGCAGGGCCUCAAAUGUGAAGACUGCUCCAUGAACGUCCACAGCUACUGCCAGGGCAAGGUGGCCAACCUGUGUGGCAUCAACCAGAAGCUCCUGGCCGAGGCGCUCUCCUACAUCAGCCAGAAACCCGCCAAGAAGCCGGACGAUGGGUCUGACUCUGCAGUAGGGAUUUACCAAGACUUUAAGAGCGCAGAAGUGGACCCUAGUGAGGAGGUAACCGCAAAGCAGGACUCCGGUGCGGCGUUGGCCCGACGCCUGACAUUCAACCAGCUUGUGUUCCACAAGGUGCUGGGCAAAGGCAGCUUCGGCAAGGUGCUGCUGGCUGAGCUGAAGGGUCAGGGGGAGUACUUUGCGGUGAAGGCCCUGAAGAAGGACGUGGUCAUGAUGGAUGACGACAUAGAGUGCACCAUGGUGGAGAAGAGAGUCCUCUCCCUGGCUUGGGACAACCCCUUCCUCACACACCUCUACUCCACCUUCCAGACCAAAGAACAUUUGUUCUUUGUAAUGGAGUACCUGAAUGGCGGAGACCUGAUGUUCCACAUCCAGGACAAGGGCCGCUUCGAUGUCAACAGAGCCACGUUCUAUGGCGCUGAGAUCAUAGUGGGACUGCAGUUCCUUCACUCCAAAUGCAUCAUCUACAGGGACCUAAAGCUGGACAAUGUGAUGCUGGACAAGGAUGGACACAUCAAGAUUGCAGACUUUGGGAUGUGCAAGGAGAAUGUGUGUGGAGAGAACAAAGCCACCACUUUCUGCGGAACACCAGAUUACAUCGCACCAGAGAUCCUGUUGGGGCAGAAGUACACCUUCUCGGUGGACUGGUGGUCCUUUGGCGUGCUGGUGUACGAGAUGCUGAUUGGCCAGUCGCCGUUCCAAGGGGAUGACGAGGACCAGCUGUUCGAGUCCAUCCGAAUGGAUACCCCGCACUACCCACGCUGGAUCACCAAGGAGUCCAAGGACCUCAUGGAGAAGUUGUUUGAACGAGACGUCAGUCAAAGGCUGGGCGUGGUUGGGAACGUUCGGCUGCACAGCUUCUUCAAGUCGAUAAACUGGCCUGCUCUGGAGCGGAGAGAGGUGAAGCCCCCAUUCAAGCCCAAAGUGAAAGGCCCAAACGACUGCAGUAACUUUGACAAGGAGUUCCUGAACGAGAAGCCACGAUUCUCCCACGCUGACAAGAACCUCAUCGACACCAUGGACCAGGCAGCGUUCGCUGGCUUCUCCUUUAUAAAUCCCAAACUGGAACGCAUGAUGGAGAAAUGAAGAGCCAAAAUGGCUGUGCUGAAAACAUUGGUUCUAUCCAUGCAUACUACUGGUACGCCUUAUCGUUCAACUAAAGAAAAAAAAUCUUUCCAGGCUCUCCUGAAGAGUGUGACUUAAAAAAAAGGAGAAAUGGCAUGAUAUUGGCUUGUAAUUGAUGUAGCCCACACCAGACUCUGAAUCAUAGAUGAGGAACCUGAAGGAAAGUCUGUUGAAUGGCUUAAACCUGUACAGAAUACUGCUACAGUAUAUCAAUCAAUGCUGGUCUAUACAUCAGGGAUUUUCUCUACUCUAUUCACUGGUCUCUUAAGCUUAAGAUCACACAUAUAUUAUGUCUCGAUUGUAUCUGUAACUAUGGGUAACAUUUUAACCUUCCGCGUAAGGAUUGUGACUUUGUGUUCUGACAUUGCAUUUGAUCCAUAUAACGUGUGUACACACACUAGUCCACACUGCUGAGGGAAGUGUUGCAGUGUUUUUGCUGUAACCCAGUGCGUACAUCUGGGCUCUGUCUGUUUUACCUGGUUAGGCCGCGUGCUCAAUGUCUGAGUCGUCAGAGUUAAACUGUCCAGUGGGGCUGGCCAGGAUCAACGAUGACACCAAUAGGAAAAAAUGAGUUAUUAUUUCAAGGCCAAUUACAAAUUCAGUUGCAAGUGAGGGAGUUCUUCACUUGUUACAGCACAAAACUUAAGACAUUCAGUACUACAUGUGUAUAUUUAUCUUCACAGUAGUACGGGUGUAUCUCUGUAUUAGGUAUGUUUCUUGGACGGGCUGGGGAUGACUACAAUGCUGCAUGCUGCCACUGGAGGACGUGUUGCUACUGGUGUCGGUUACUGCUUUGUACUUCUUACUAAAGGGGUUCAAGGGCAAGACGAAAUGUUGUGGGUUCCCAGAUGUGAUUUGGGACAGUAGCAGAAAUACUGGAGAGAGUUGUACCACUAUAGCCCUACGGUCUGAAGGAUAUAUUUGUGUGUGGGAGAGAGGAGUGUUUGAUCAUAUAUGUUUUAAAAAUGUAAUGUUACUUGAAUUUGCAUAAUUGAAGACGAAAAUAAGAAUACUGUAUAUUGACCUUUUAAUAACUAUUAUCUUGCACUGUUGGUGAAAUUUGGAUAUAGGCCUACUUUUUUUCUACUCAUAUUUUACGUCGACAUAACUACAAAUAAAUGCAUAUCAAAAUCCAAA
Messenger RNA from Gadus macrocephalus (Pacific cod), 3833 nucleotides. Its product is annotated as protein kinase C delta type-like. Gene Ontology annotation, molecular function: ATP binding; diacylglycerol-dependent serine/threonine kinase activity. Gene Ontology annotation, biological process: protein phosphorylation. Bases 624 to 2657 code for a protein of 677 amino acids. The record is from RefSeq and is a predicted model, not a curated record. Lineage: Eukaryota; Metazoa; Chordata; Actinopteri; Gadiformes; Gadidae. The transcript has 17 exons.